Molecule: messenger RNA, 798 nt
Organism: Diceros bicornis minor
Lineage: Eukaryota; Metazoa; Chordata; Mammalia; Perissodactyla; Rhinocerotidae
Gene: CIMAP1D
Product: CIMAP1 family member D
Exons: 4
Coding region: 1-798 (265 amino acids)
Cellular component (GO): cytoskeleton; cytoplasmic microtubule
Source: RefSeq, a predicted model, not a curated record
AUGGGGACCCUCAGCUGCGACCCCGCCCUGCGGCCGACCACCGCACCCCUGGGCCGGCGGGCCCCCCAGUGCCAGAUCCCAGAGACUGGCCUGAGGAAGUCCUGCCGGACGGCCACCAUGGAGAACGGCUCCGGGCCCGGCUUGUACGUCCUGCCGUCCACUGUUGGCUACACCAACCACGACUGCACCAAGGUGGCUGGUCCUGCCUACUCGCUCUUCCCGAGGCCCAGUGAGGCGUCUCCGCAGGACACCAGCCCCGGGCCCAUCUACUUCCUGGACCCGAGCGUCACCCGGUUUGGCCGAAGCUGCACCCCUGCGUUCUCCAUGCAGGGCCGGGGCAAGUGUCGGGGUGUGGAGGUGACGCCGGGCCCCGGGGCCUACAGCCCAGAGAAGGUGGCCCCUGUGCGCCAACGGACGCCCCCAGCUUUCACCCUGGGUGGGCGUCUGCACCCGCAGCCCCUGGACACCUCAGCCCCCGCCCCCAACACCUACACCCUGCCCUCCCUCUGGGGCUCCCAGAUCUUCACCAAGCCGAGGAGCCCCAGCUACUCCGUGGUGGGCCGCACGCCCCCCGCCCGCCCCCCGCAGGACCCCGCCGAGAUACCGGGCCCGGGCCAUUAUGACAGCCCGGACCCCAACGCCUACCGUCCGCGCCGGCCCGCCUUCACCAUGCUGGGGCGGCCCCGGGCCCCGCGCCCCCCGGACGAGACGCCCGGCCCGGGCACCCACAGCCCCGAGCAUGUCACUGUCACCAAAGCCAGGGCCCCGGCGUUCACCAUGGGCAUCCGCCGCGCCUGA